AUGCCUCCUCCCGGUGUGUGUCUGAAUAUUUUGAAUGACCGGCAGAGGAAAGAGGGCAGAGGAUCUGACACCAACCCUGUCCCGUUCCUAGACCAGGACUUCAAAGAGAUACAUCAAUACUGUCUCAAGAAUGGAUAUAGAUACAGAGAUGAAAUGUUUCCUCCGGACUAUAGUUCCAUUGGAGAUGGACUUCUCAAACCAAAUGACCUGGCAAGAGUUGUGUGGCAAAGAGCAGGGGCAUUGGUAAAAGAUCCUUGUUUUAUUCUCGGAGGAGUGUCCAGGUUUGACUUUCGCCAAGGUCGUCUUGGGAACUGCUGGUUUCUUGCUGCUAUUGGAGCACUGACAUUUCAAGAUGACAUUAAAAAACAAAUUAUACCAGAGGAACAAUCCUUCCAAAAGGACUACGCAGGAAUGUUCCACUUUAGGUUCUGGAGAUUCGGGAAGUGGGUAGAUGUGGUGAUUGACGACAAGCUUCCAACAAUUGAUGGGAGACUGAUAUUUGUGAACUCAGGAACCAAUGAGCUUUGGGCUGUGCUGAUGGAGAAGGCCUAUGCCAAGGUUUGUGGCUCCUAUGCUGACAUGAAUGCUGGCACCGUGGCUGAGGCCCUGAAGGACUUCACCGGUGGGAUCCACUUGACAUUCAAGCUGGACGAAGCCUCCCCUGACCUCUGGGACAUCAUGUUCAGAGCUGCCCGGUCCAAGUCCCUCAUGGGCUGUGGCACGCCUCAAGGAGCCACAUCUGACAACACGGUUUUGCCUAAUGGGAUUGUGCAGGGCCACGCCUAUGCGAUCACAGGAAUUACUCAGGUCAUGAGUAAUAACCGCCCAGUAAGACUGGUUAGGUUGUUCAAUCCGUGGGGCCAUGGGGAGUGGAAGGGUGACUGGAGUGAUAAGUCAUCCAAGUGGCAAACUGUCAGUCCAGAGGACCGUAUGUCUUGUCUCUCCAUCCGUGAGGACGGUGAAUUUUGGAUGUCAAUGGAGGAUUUCUGCAAGAGCUAUUCUGACAUGGACAUCUGCUCUAUGAACCUUGAUUUCCUCAGUGCGUCCACAGAUUGUCACUGGACAUGCAAGUCCCACGAGGGACGAUGGGUCACCGGGACCACUGCUGGUGGCUGCAUGAAUAACAGAGAGAGUUUUUGGAUAAACCCUCAGUAUCACAUCAAGUUGGAAGCUCUGAAGGGUGAAAGUGCUAAUGACAACAAGAACCUAGUCGUGUCCCUCAUGCAGAAGUCUGACAAAAGGAACAGGCACCUUGCCUCCAACUUUGGUAUUGGCUUCGCGAUUUUUAGUCCCAGUCCUACUGACAAACUAAAUGACAACAACUCCAAGGUUACCUUAUUCAAGAAGUACACUGACCAGUAUGAAGAAGUUGAUGCAGAGCAGCUACAGAGGCUUCUGAAUGAGAACCUUCUUCAAGGCAACUCCUCAGGCUUUGGCCUGGAUACCUGCCGCAGUAUGGUUGCCUUGAUGGAUCUUUCUGUGACAGGUCACCUUAAUCGCAAUGAAUUCCUUCGACUGUGGGAUCGAGUGGUCUCAUACAAGGAAAUCUUUUACCGCACUGACGUCUCAAGGACUGGCGACUUGUCCCUUAGUGAACUGAGGAAUGCUCUGAUUGCCACAGGGGUACAGCUUAGCGAUGGCAUGCUGAACCUCUUGGCAUUGCGCUACGGUGGCUCAAAAGGAAACUUAACGCUGGAGAGCUUUGUGCAUCUCAUCUUGCGCUUUGAGUGCAUGUCCGGUAAGAACCAGAAUGCUGUCCACCUCAUCUGUCUCAGUAAUGAUGUUCACACAUAA
Molecule: messenger RNA, 1794 nt
Organism: Sardina pilchardus (European sardine)
Lineage: Eukaryota; Metazoa; Chordata; Actinopteri; Clupeiformes; Clupeidae
Product: calpain-3-like
Exons: 16
Coding region: 1-1794 (597 amino acids)
Biological process (GO): proteolysis
Cellular component (GO): cytoplasm
Molecular function (GO): calcium-dependent cysteine-type endopeptidase activity
Source: RefSeq, a predicted model, not a curated record